GAAAGGCUGUGGGCAUCUCUGCCAUGGCCUGGGAUCUGCUCUUCCUCACCCUCGUGGCUCACUGCACAGUGACACUGUCUCAAUUUACGCUGACUCAACCCAGCUCUAUGUCUGGGAAUCCAGGACAGAAGGUGACCAUCUCCUGCAAACACAGCAGUGGCAACAUUGGAAGCUACUAUGUGCACUGGUACCAACAGUACCCAGGCAAUGCCCCCAGGAAUGUGAUCUACAAUGAUAACAAAAGGCCCUCUGGGGUUCCUGAUCGGUUCUCUGGCUCCAUUGACAGCUCCUCCAAUGCUGCCUUCCUGAGCAUCUCUGGUCUGCAGCCUGAGGAUGAGGGUGACUACUACUGUCAGUCUUAUGAUAGCAGUGAUAAUCACACAGUGCUUCAUACCCAGGGGGAACUGAAACAAAAUCUCCUCUCCCUGUGUUUUUUCAAACCUCAGUCUAGUUCCAUAAAUUCAGUUGCAGUAUUGAACCUCACUAUUAUAGUCUUUAGGUUCAUGAUUAUUUCAGGUACUUUGUCUCAAUUUACAGUGACAGCCCAGCUCUAUGCCUGGGAAUCAAGGGGAGGUGUUGACCACCUCCUGACUAUGCAGCAGUGGCAACAUUGGAAGCACAUAUUUUUAUUGGUACCAGCAGUACUCAGCUCCUCCAAUGCUGCCUCCCUGAUCAUCUCUGGGCUGCAGCCUGAGGAUGAGGGUGACUACUUUUGUCAGUCUUCAGAUAGCAGUGUUUCAGACCCAGGGGGAAGUGAGGCAAAACUCUCUGAGAACCUCCCUGUGUUUUUUCCAAACCUCAGUCUAUUCCUAUAA
Messenger RNA from Erinaceus europaeus (western European hedgehog), 815 nucleotides. RefSeq names its product immunoglobulin lambda-1 light chain-like. Gene Ontology annotation, biological process: immunoglobulin production; immune response. The coding region runs from base 24 to 815 and encodes 263 amino acids. The record is from RefSeq and is a predicted model, not a curated record. The transcript is spliced from 8 exons. Lineage: Eukaryota; Metazoa; Chordata; Mammalia; Eulipotyphla; Erinaceidae.